AAGACUUCAUCGCUUAUGUAUACAUGUCUAUUUUGUAAUCAUGUCUGUUGUGUCCCGAAGCUCUUCUUUCCAAGUCUCAGAGCGAACAAGUUUCUUCUUUGCACCUCCCAGCCCAAUCCUAUGUGUCAUUGCCCGAAUAGAGCAUUUCAUAGCUCUGUGACAUAGUAUGUGUCCAUUUCCAAAAAAGUAUGCGCACAUGCUGGCCUCACGACUAUGCACGCAAUGUUUCUAACACAGAAUCUUAAACGCGGAUGCAAAUAGUCCAAAAAACGUCCUUACCAAAUAUUUGCAUUUAAACAAAUAUGUUUUAAAAAGCUCACACUUCACAUCUGCAGUGAUAAAGUAAGGUGGCAUGUUCCAUGCGUACCUGCCCUCCUGACAACGUGGUUAAAGCUCUCACGGAGGCACACCGCUCACCAUGGUGCUCAACAUUGGUAUUCAGUUACUGUAGACAAAUACAGCAGAAGAAGAGAGCGGCCUGUCUGUGUGUCAGACUGAACAACAGCAUCAUGGAUACUGAAUAUUCAAAGAGAGUGUACCAGGGCGUCCGAGUCAAGCACACAGUCAAAGACCUGUUGGCAGAGAAACGAUCCCGACAGACAAAUGGGCCAAGAUACAGUAGUGGUUCAACAACUCCACCUUCUUUCGUUCAGAUGUCAGGGUCUCAUAUGUUACCCAGCUACUACGGUAUGAGGCGUCCUUUCAUAUCGGAUUCGGACUUUGGUCCAUCUACCAAGCAGUUCUCACCAGAUGUGUACCCAUCUACCUUUGGAGGCAGACCACUGGGCUGUGAGACAUCAAGCUUCUCUCUCAUUGACACCUACUACCCUGACACUUUCAGUGAAUACCGCAACACCACCACCACCACCACCUUCUCAGGCUCUGGAGGAUCUUUCCUACCUUCUUCGUCCCUAUCAUCGCUUUUGCCUCCUUUCAGUGGAGAGUCAUCACAUGUAUAUAUGAGAGACUCGUGGGAGCAGUCGGUUCCAGAGCCAGUUCCCCAGGUGGACGCUCUCUGUCCAGACGACUUGGCUUCUGUCAGCGUCCCAUCGUCUAUGCCCAGCCCGGAAUCCCAGGGGAGCCCCUCCCAACCAAGCCAAGGCUCGUCGUCAAUGGGUCCGGGUUCCACCAGCCUGUCCUACACGCUGCACUCCCUUGAGGAUGCGCAGUACCACCUAUUAACCUCCAGCAACUCCUACACAGCCCCAUCCUCCUCCUUCCCCUGUUCUCCCUACAUGAACAACGACUUGGCGUCCAAGAUCGUCACAGAGGAGGCAGCAGACGGCCACACGAGUCUCCCUUUAAAUAUGGAGGCUCACACUUCUUGGGAUAAGGAGGACGCCGUGACCUCCUGGUGUCCCUACGAGCUAAGGAGGACCUACUGACUGUAUCUCACGUGUCUGAGCUUUGAGUAUUUUUCAGGAGAAAAAGGAUCUGUGACUCAGAUCACAGGGAGGAGUCGAUGGACCUUAAUUCAGUUGGUGUUGAAAAACUCAACAAGCACUUGGCCGUAGUGGAGAAUCAAAGUUUCCACAAAGUCAAAGGACCACUAAAAACAUGGCCCACUUCAUCUGUAGAGGUUGCAAUUCAACAAAUAAUUCUUACAACCUAUUUGUUGGGUAGGAUAUUCAACACAAUUUCCAAAAAAGCUACACUUCAAAUCAUAAAGUUCCCGAUUAUGGGGACGCUAAUUUUAAACAGGUCGAAAUAUAACCCACGCAUUGAAUGUAUCAUAUGAUUCUAUCCUUCCAGUAAAUCAAUGAUUUCUCCUUCUGAGAGGGCGCGCGACAGAAUUUAUUGCUACCCGAGACAAGAUAAGUUAUCUUGGCAUUCUUAUCGCUUGAGUCGUGACUUUCAACUUAUCAAACGUAUUGAAUUGAAGCGGACGUGCAGCUUUGGCUGGAGUGAUAUCGAACACAACUGCCCACCAUCGACAUCUCCUUUUUCAGAGCAAGAGCCCAAAUGUGUCUUUGUUUGCUCUCGAGCUGCUGCACCUUCACCUGACUUUGAUCGCUGAUGAUCAGUCUUUUUUUUUUUUUUUUUUUUUUUUUUUUUUAAAACAUAAAUUUCUGCAUGUUCCUGUCUGAGCAGUUUUCUUUUGAUGAUGAUUGAUGUCACCGAAUAUGCAAAUACAUGUUUGGCGGCUUUUUGGGACCUUUCAAAGACAUGCUCAUCAAAAAAUGCGAAUAUCAUGAAAAAGUUGAUUUAUUUCAGUAAUGCUGUUCAAAAAAAAAAAAAAAAAGAAACUUGUGUAC
Hippocampus comes (tiger tail seahorse) is the source of this 2255-nucleotide messenger RNA. RefSeq names its product POU class 2 homeobox associating factor 2 (gene pou2af2a). Gene Ontology annotation, cellular component: nucleus. NCBI's taxonomy places the organism in Eukaryota, Metazoa, Chordata, Actinopteri, Syngnathiformes, Syngnathidae. The coding region runs from base 360 to 1385 and encodes 341 amino acids. The record is from RefSeq and is a predicted model, not a curated record. Gene Ontology annotation, molecular function: transcription coactivator activity; sequence-specific DNA binding; POU domain binding. The transcript is spliced from 5 exons.